AUGGCUAUAGAUCAGUUCUUCAUAAUAAACAAGUCUGGAGGAAUGGUAUUUAGGUAUGAAAAAAGAGGCUGCACGGAGAUAAACAAUCUUUUAGUAUUAACAAGUUCUUUAUAUUCAACAUGCAUGAUCUCCUCAAAAAUAACAGGUAGGCCAACAUCAAAGCAAGUCAUCUACUUCAAGAAUAGAACAAUAUCGAUAUUUAAGACAUUUUCAAGCACAAUGUUUGUUUUUGUCGGCAAAAAGGUUUCUGAUUUGGCUUUCAGCAGAGUUUAUGCACAUUACUGUGAGUACGUAACAAGAAAUCCUUUCCAUAAUCCAGAAAUGCCCAUCCAUUGCUCAAAGUUCAAGCCUCACCUUUUUUUCGACGAAUAA
Messenger RNA from Ordospora pajunii, 372 nucleotides. Its product is annotated as putative sybindin-like protein. Gene Ontology annotation, biological process: endoplasmic reticulum to Golgi vesicle-mediated transport. Gene Ontology annotation, cellular component: TRAPP complex. The coding region runs from base 1 to 372 and encodes 123 amino acids. Lineage: Eukaryota; Fungi; Microsporidia; Ordosporidae. The record is from RefSeq and is a predicted model, not a curated record. The transcript has a single exon.